This is a messenger RNA of Caenorhabditis sp. 36 PRJEB53466, 1298 nucleotides long. NCBI's taxonomy places the organism in Eukaryota, Metazoa, Nematoda, Chromadorea, Rhabditida, Rhabditidae. The record is from the annotation of a GenBank genome assembly.
AUGUCAGAAAACCCGUUCCUCGCCGACAUCAAGAAUGACCUGUACUGCGGUAUCGAAGUCGGCGACAUGAGAACUAGAAUCUACUUCAUAAACUCAAGGACCAACGAACGUCACAACGACUUUCCGUUUCCCAUACAACAUCUCGAUGCGGACACGUCUGCCGAAGAAAUCGCCAAUUCAAUCAGAGCAGUCCGGUGCAUUCUCGGGAAGCAGAAGUCGUGGAGGGCCGAUGCGAAGAUCGAGCGAGUGGUCGGUUGCCUGUCUGGGGCCAGCGUACAAUCACGUUUUUCAGUGUAUUCUUUCGCCAGUCAAUGACAUCAAUUAUCUUGAUGAAGUCAAGAAAGCGAUCUGCAAAGAAAACAUCAGUAGCAAGGCAGGCCUUCCGGAAAAGAUCAGUUGGGAGAACGAAAUCGAAACAAUGUUGAAGUAUCAUGUUCCGGAGGGAGGCCGUGAGAAUUAAUUUCAAGACUAGAAUGAGGUCUUCUUCUUUCAGUAGCCAUCGGAUUGCACGUCGGAGUGGACGUUCAGUGUGCCGUGUAUUCGAACAGGCAAACGUCGAGUAGCUCCGAUGCGAGUCCGGAGACCCACGGCGGAGCUCGUUGGAUUUCGAGAGAGGCCCGUCUCAGAUCUGCGGCAGAUGAGACGAACAGUUUCGAGAGGCCCCAGGACCCGGAAAUGACUUUAUUUCCCUGCGCGGAAGUUUGCCGACUGUUCAUGAAAGUGUUCAGUGCAUCUGGCGAAUUCGAGACGUCGUGCUUGGUUGUAGACUCUGAAAACCGCAAACUUCUGUCCGAUUUCGGAGAGCUGAUAACGAGAAGUGAGUAGUUUGCCGUGAUUUCAGAUUGAAACCUUGCAUUUGCAGAUUUGAAAGAGACAUUGGCAGCCGGGCAACCAGGAGACCCUGCAGUCGUGGCUUUGGUCAAGGAUGCCGGAGAAGAACUCGGUUCCAUCGUGCUGCAAGCCAUGAACCGCCACUAUUCUAAGGUAGCUUUUGGAAACUAGGAAUCGUCCUUGGAACACCAAGUAUUUUUCAGGCGGACAAGGAAGUUGUGGACGUUUUGAUUUGCGGCGACGUGGAAAGAACCACGCUGCUGGUGUCCAUCGAGGGAUUCGCCUCCAAGUUCAAUCAUAAGGAUAUGAAAACUGUGAAAUUGUACAGACCGAGGGAGCCGACGGCUGCUGUAGCGGCAAUUCACGCUGCUGAUCUGGAAAAAAUCACACUGAAGAUGGACCCGUGGGAAGAAGUCUACAACAUUGUUUACACUGAAGACGGACACAAAAUUGUAAAAAUCGUGUAG